Pectinophora gossypiella (pink bollworm) is the source of this 945-nucleotide messenger RNA. RefSeq lists its product as uncharacterized. The record is from RefSeq and is a predicted model, not a curated record. NCBI's taxonomy places the organism in Eukaryota, Metazoa, Arthropoda, Insecta, Lepidoptera, Gelechiidae. The transcript is spliced from 2 exons. The annotation marks the transcript as partial.
AUGCCCGCAGUAGAAGUCCCUUCUACUGUUCGAGAUUCUUUUAAACAUUUAACUCUAGCGGACGAAAACUUUGAUAAACCUAAUGACAUUGAUUUAUUGUUAGGUGCCGAGCUGUUUCAUAAUGUCUAUGACGGUCAGCGUUUAAAUUUGGGCCCGGGCUUGCCGGUCGCUCUGCACAGCGUAUUCGGCUGGGUUCUCACGGGGAAGCUCGACCCCGAGUGUCGACCCCCACCGACUACCUCUUCCCUCUUUGCUUCCACACUUGCCCUAGACAAUGUGGUCAAGCGUUUUUGGGAGGUCGAAGAGCCCCCGUCGGUUGAUAUUUCAAACCCAGAAGACGAUAAAUGUGAACAGUUAUAUACCAAUCUAGUGAAACGCAAUCCUGACGGAAGGUACGUCGUUCCUAUGUUAGUCAAGGAGCCGUGCGAAAAACUCGGGGAUUCUUAUAAUAUUUCUUUAUCACGAUUCACAAACCUUGAAAGACGACUUCAUCGUCACGACCAACUGAAAGAAGAUUACGUCCGCUUUAUGCGCGAGUAUAGCGAGUUGGGUCAUAUGCAACCUGUUGACCCACCGAACGAUAGUGACCGGAAUAUAAUUCCUCACCAUUGCGUUUUAAGACCAGAUAGUUCAACUACCAAACUACGUGUAGUUUUCGACGGCAGCGCGAGAACUACUAACGGGAAGGCUUUAAACGAUAUUGUCCACACCGGUCCAAAACUGCAAAAUGAUAUCGUAGACAUCAUUACUAAGUUCCGCCUUCACGAGGUAGUUUUCACCGCGGACAUCUCUAAGAUGUACCGUAAUAUUGAUUUGCGACCGGAAGACCCCAAGUUGCUUAUUCAAGACCUGUGGCGACGUCAGUUGGACUGGGACGAAUCCGUUCCUGCGGACGUUUCACAACAGUGGCAAAACUUCGUAUCGGAGUUACAAAAUUUGACUGAA